AUGAACAAUUUCUCCUAUCACAGACACAUGCUAAACAUUCACGGUGGACACAGUCUUCAGAACCGCUCCAGGCGUUUUGAAGAGGUAGUGUCAGAGGUUCCAGGCCCCGGGGCCUACAACGUGCUGCUUGCCUCAGGAAACAUUAAGGCCGCUCUGGCUGAUGGAAGACAGGCUGGAAGGCUCUGCAAGAAAAUGUGGCUACAGGCUAAAAGUCUCCAGCUGGCUUGUGAGUCAGAUAUUCCAUCCAUUCCCUCCCCAGGCCAAGCCUAUGGCUAUGAGAAGGAUGUCCUGGGUGUGCUCCGCAAGCUGCAGCCUCCACCCAGUGACACAACCCUGGGGCCAGCCUACUACCACCCAAUGCUGUCAGAGGUGAGUUCUACACAGAAUUACAAAGGGAUCCACUUUGGUAGCAUGACAGAGAAGAGAGGUGAGCUGACAGUGCACGAGGGGCCGGGACCAGGACAGUAUUACCCGGAAAUAGAGGUAGAAACACACUAUGUGAAUCUGAACCUCCAGAAGGAACAGAAAAGUAAAGUUGAGCUUAUCGUGCCUCGCUACCAUCAACUGGUGAACCAGCAAGAAGAAAAGAAGCUGGCAAACCACGUACAGAGACAGUAUAAGGAUGCUGUCUAUGGUCAGUUUCUCAUCUAUGUAGACUCCCAGGAAAAGGCCAUCCCUGACCCUUUCCACACAGGUCCCCCCAGUGAUAAAGGACUGAAUGUCUGUUUUUGUUUCUCCUGA
Messenger RNA from Thalassophryne amazonica, 741 nucleotides. RefSeq names its product sperm-tail PG-rich repeat-containing protein 2-like. The coding region runs from base 1 to 741 and encodes 246 amino acids. NCBI's taxonomy places the organism in Eukaryota, Metazoa, Chordata, Actinopteri, Batrachoidiformes, Batrachoididae. The record is from RefSeq and is a predicted model, not a curated record. The transcript has 7 exons.